AUGCCAAAUCCUAAAGAUACUCACUUUUCCCUUAAACAUCUUUCGCCUUAUGUUAAAACUACUCAUGGACAAGGGAUCCUUAUGUCUGCUAAUGCCAAAAUCACCUUACAAGCUUUUUCAGACAGUGAUUGGGGCUCUUGCAUAGACACAAGAAAGUCGGUAACUGGUUACAUAGUCAUGCUUGGACAAUCCCCUAUUUCAUGGAAAUAUAAGAAACUAAGCAUAUUCUCUAGAUCCAGCUUUAAGGAUGAAUCUAGGGCCAUGGCUUCAACUGCUGCUCAGGUAACCUGGCUUGUGAGAUCACUCACAAAUAUGAAGAUUACAAACUUAAAGCCUAUUAGACUUCAUUAUGACAACCAAUCUACAUCAUGCAUAGCUAAAAACUCCGUGUUUCAUGAAAGAACCAAACACAUUGAGCUAGAUUGUCAUUUUACAAGGGAAAGGUCAUAG
This is a messenger RNA of Amaranthus tricolor (Joseph's coat), 450 nucleotides long. RefSeq lists its product as uncharacterized. The transcript has a single exon. Lineage: Eukaryota; Viridiplantae; Streptophyta; Magnoliopsida; Caryophyllales; Amaranthaceae. The coding region runs from base 1 to 450 and encodes 149 amino acids. The record is from RefSeq and is a predicted model, not a curated record.